CUAGGGGUUGGGGGGGUUCUUGUAAGAACCAAUCGCCGCCGGAUUCAUCUCAGCCGUCAGCUCUGUUCUGCAGCUUCCUUCUCCUUGAUUUCUUAACCAGUCGACUACACACUCGAUGCUGGUUUCAGUGUUUUUCAUCUUUCUGUUUUUUUAUCCUCAGUGAUUCUUCGUCUUACUGAUUUUGAUUUUUCCUUUGUGGGUUAUUUUUUGUUGCGAUGUUUAACAUGCUAUGUUUUUGGUGUGGGCAGAAGGUGGGCUGCGUGUUGAUUGUCUGUAGGUUCGUGUUUUGAUCGUAUAGGGGUUGUAGUUUGGGGUUUGGGGAUGAGCUUGAGAGUGGGUUGAGAUGGGGCUAAUGUAUAUAUAUGGUGUUUAGGUGUUCGAGGGUUUUAAAGCGGUGAUCUUGGCGGGUUUUUAGGGUUUUGGGGGUUAGAUUUUUUCCGGGUGUGUUUGAUGAUCGAUUAGAGUUUCUGAGAAUGUUGUCUGAAUUGGGAAGGAGGCCGAUGCUUGGUGGGAACGAGGGAUCGUUUGGAGAUGAUUUGGAGAAGGAGAUUCUGUUGCUUCGCGAGCAGAGGAGGCAAGAGAUUGAUGAUCGCGAGAAGGAGCUCAAUUUGUAUAGAAGUGGGUCUGCUCCCCCUACUGUUGAGGGUUCUCUGAGUGCUGUUGGAGGGUUGUUUAGUCAAGGUGGGGUUCCGGGAACUUUUUCGGAGUUUUCAGGCAAGAAGACUGAAAAUGGGUUUGCCUCGGAGGAAGAGCUUAGGUCUGAUCCGGCUUAUGUUUCCUACUAUUUUGCGAAUGUCAACUUGAACCCUAGGCUCCCACCACCCUUGUUGUCAAGGGAAGAUUGGAGGUUUGCACAGAGAUUGAAGGGCGGGAGUUCGGUGUUGGGAGGGAUUGGAGAUAGGAGGAAAGUGAAUAGGCCAGAGAAUGGUGUGGGUAGAUCAAGAGUAUCGAUGCCUCCUGGAUUUGAUUUUGUGAAAGAAGAGAGCGAGUCUCAGUCAGAAAAAGGUGCAGCAGAGUGGGACGGAGAUGGACUGAUUGGCUUGUCUGGAUUAGGACUAGGGAGCAAACAAAAGAGCCUUGCUGAAAUUUUUCAGGAUGAUUUAGGGCGCUCAACUCCCGUCUCUGGGCAUCCUUCUCGUCCAGUUAGCCGCAAUGCCUUCGAUGAAAAUGUUGAAGACCUAGUCUCAGAUGAAGCUGACUUGUCUCAUUUGCGUCGUGAGUUGACAUCUACUGAUGCAUUGCGACCUGGUGCAAAUGUUCAGGUCUCGUCUGUGGUCCCGAAUAUUGGCCAAUCUGCUUCAUAUACUUAUGCUUCUGCUUUGGGUGCGUCCUUGUCAAGAAGCAGCACUCCUGAUCCACAACUUGUUUCUAGGGCCCCUACUCCUGGCCUUACACCUAUUGGAGGAGGAAGAGUUGUAUCAUCUGAAAAGAGAGGCAUUAAUAGUCCAAACUCAUUUAAUGGAAUUUCGUCAAGCAUGAAUGAGUCAGCAGAUCUGGUAGCUGCUUUGUCUGGCAUGAAUCUGUCAACAAAUGGUGUGAUAGAGGAGAAAAACCAUUUGUCUUCAGAUAUUGAACAGGAUGCUGAUAUUCACCAGAAUUAUCUCUUUAAUCUACAAGAUGCUCAGAAUCAUACCAAGAAACACUCAUACCUCAACAAAUCUGAACCUGGGCAUCUUCAUAUUCCUUCUUUUUCUCAGUCUGCAAAAAUAUCUUAUUCUGAUUCGGGUAAGAACAACGGUGUUAGCUCAGACUUAAACAAUUCAUCCUUGGUUGUUGACCGGCAAGUUGAAUUGCAGAAAUCUUCUGUUUCUUCAGGCAACUCAUCCCUGAGGCGAUCAUCUAUCUCCACUAUUAAUGGUGGAGGCGGACUACAUUCUCAGUAUCAACAAAUGGAUGGCGCAAAUUCAUCAUUCCCAAACUAUGGUUUGAGUGGGUACUCCAUUAAUCCGGCUGUGCCAUCCAUGAUGACAAGCCAUAUUGGAACUGGUAAUCUGCCACCUUUGUUUGAAAAUGUUGCUGCAGCAUCCGCAAUGGCUGCGCCUGCAAUGAACUCCAGAGGGCUGGGAGGGGGUUUGGCUUCUGGGCCAAAUCUAGCAGCAGCUGUAUCAGAAACACAAAAUCUCCGAAUGGGAAAUCAAUUGGUAGGGAAUGCUCUUCAGACGCCUUUUAUGGAUCCAAUGUACCUUCAGUAUUUAAGGUCAGCUGAGUAUGCUGCAGCACAGGUUGCAGCUCUUAAUGAUCCUACUGUGGAUAGGAACUACUUAGGAAAUUCAUACAUGGAUUUAGUUGGACUCCAGAAAGCUUAUCUGGGAACUUUAUUUUCACCUCAGAAAUCACAGUAUGGCGUCCCCUUGGGCAGUAAAUCCAGUGGGUCUAAUCAUCAUGGUUUUUAUGGGAAUCCCCCUUAUGGUGUUGGCAUGUCAUACCCUGGUAGUCCUCUGGCAAAUCCUGUUCUUCAAAAUUCUCCUGUUGGACCUGGUAGCCCUAUCCGGCACAAUGAACUCAAUAUGCGUUUUCCGUCUGGGAUGAGGAACUUAGCAGGGGGUGUCAUGGGACCGUGGCACUUAGAAGGUGGUUGUAAUGUAGAUGAAAGUUUUGUAUCAUCCCUGCUGGAAGAGUUUAAGAGCAAUAAGACCAAGUGUUUUGAACUUUCAGAAAUCGCAGGUCAUGUUGUUGAGUUCAGUGCGGAUCAGUAUGGGAGUCGAUUCAUCCAACAAAAACUUGAAACAGCCACAAUAGAAGAGAAAAACAUGGUUUUCCAAGAAAUCAUGCCCCAGGCUUUGUCUUUAAUGACUGAUGUGUUUGGUAAUUAUGUGAUUCAGAAGUUUUUUGAGCAUGGAGCUGCAUCCCAGAGAAGAGAAUUGGCAAACAAGUUAAAUGGUCAUGUACUGACUCUUAGCCUUCAAAUGUAUGGUUGUCGAGUGAUUCAGAAGGCAAUUGAAGUCGUUGAUGUGGACCAAAAGAUUAGUAUGGUUGAAGAGCUUGAUGGUCAUGUCAUGCGUUGUGUGCGUGAUCAGAAUGGGAAUCAUGUCAUCCAGAAGUGUAUUGAAUGUGUUCCUGAAGAGGCCAUUCAAUUUAUUGUCACAGCAUUUUUUGAUCAGGUUGUGACCCUUUCUACCCAUCCUUACGGGUGUCGUGUGAUACAGAGAAUACUGGAGCACUGCCGGGAUCCCACAACCCAGACUAAAGUGAUGGAUGAGAUUUUGGGAUCUGUUAGCAUGUUGGCUCAAGAUCAGUAUGGUAAUUAUGUUGUUCAGCAUGUAUUGGAGCAUGGGAAGCCGCAUGAGCGUUCUGCUAUAAUCAAGGAACUAGCUGGGAGGAUUGUUCAAAUGAGCCAGCAGAAGUUUGCCUCCAAUGUUGUGGAGAAGUGUUUGACUUUUGGUGGUCCUGAUGAACGCCAAAUCUUGGUGAAUGAGAUGCUUGGCUCUACCGAUGAGAACGAGCCUCUUCAGGCGAUGAUGAAAGAUCAGUUUGCAAAUUAUGUUGUGCAAAAAGUGCUGGAGACUUGUGAUGACCAGCAACGUGAGCUGAUCCUAUCGCGAAUUAAGGUUCAUUUGAAUGCAUUGAAGAAAUACACUUACGGAAAGCAUAUUGUUGCACGUGUAGAGAAACUCGUCGCUGCUGGGGAAAGGAGAAUUGCUGUUCAGUCUCCACAGCCUGCUUAGGUGGAUAGGACAGUUGUACAGCUAACUGAGGCUAGUAUGGAAAAGGAGCCCAUGCAGAGAAUCUCUCUCUCUCUCUCUCUCUCUCUCUCUCUCUCUCUCUCUCUCUCGGAUUAUGCAUUUUCAAAGCAGGCAGGGAGAUCAUGCAGGCCAUUCAUAUACAAGUUAGUCAUAAAUUUUCGAAAAAGAUUUACUAAUCUUCUGCUUCUUGAGGAAUCACUCAUCAUUGGCAGUGAACGAUUGAGAUCAUCACUAUCCAACAAUUCUUUUGAGAUUUUCAUUUACUAAUCAACUCAGAUGAUGUUAGUGGUGGAAAGUGAGCUUCAUGAGACUUGGAACCAAACCAGAGGCGAGCAAACAUUAAUCCUAAACAUUUCCAUGGUGCUCUUAACAUGUGAAAAAAAUAAAGCAUUUAAAAAAGAAUUGAGUAAAACCCAUUUAUUCAACAAGGCAAAAUGGGAUUUUGAAGUUUCUGAGAAGCUUACACGGAAAAUUUGCAUUCUAAUCAUCACCAUCAUCAUCAUCAAUCUUUUGCCCAAAUCCCCUGGGCCCUGCCCUAGCUCUCACCUUCCUCUUCUUCCCACUCUUCUUCCUUUUACUUUCCUCUUCUUUCUCGAAUUUCUCUGACUCCCUCUUCUGCAAGAAGUCUGUCACUGUUAUGUAGAUUACCUAAACCAGAAAAUCACAAUUUCAAUCAUGAUUUAAAAAAUUAGAAACAACCCACAUAAAAAAAAUCAACAAAAUUUCGCAAUAAUAUCAGAACCCAGAAAGAGAAAUGAAAGAGAAGAUGAAUUCCAACCCAGAAAGAGGAAAUAAGCAAGGAAUUUGGAAGAGCUUUUACCCCUAGAGUGAGAAUAGAUAAACCAAUAAAAGCAAUGAACACAAGAACUUGGACAAUGAUGGUGACGCCAUCCCCGUCAGUGGAAACAAUCUGCUGGGAAUCCUCAAUUGGGGUGGCAUCUGUGAGCAAAACAUCCUCGGCAACGGCAGAAAUUCUCUGGAGCUGGGUGCUGUUGGGGGAAAUUUGGUGAAGCGAGUUCGGAGAUUGGAUGGCUCUACUUGAGGAGAGACUGGAAGAUAAGGGGAAGGACAGAGACAAGUCACGGGUAUGAAGAGAAAGCCGGCAAGGGUUCUUGGAAACGCAAGAGAGAGGCGGUGGAUAUAGAGAUAUAGAUGAGGUAGCCAUUUUUCAUCUGCUCUCUCUCUCUCUCUCUCUCUCUCUCUCUCUGCUACAGAAGUAAAAGCCCAAAGCUGAGAGGAAGAAAAUGCUCUGAUAUGUGUAGAAUGCACCCAAUUAAUCUCAGCUGUCUUCGCACGGUCCAAUAUUCCUUGUUUCUCCUUCACUUUUUAAGUUUACUUAGAUCCAACUUAAUAUCAUUUCAUGUUAAUUGCAUUCAAAUUCUCGUAAAUUUAAAUUGAUGGUUUGAUUUUUAAGUUCUCAAACGUGGAUUAGAAUUUAAA
Malania oleifera is the source of this 5123-nucleotide messenger RNA. Its product is annotated as pumilio homolog 2-like. Lineage: Eukaryota; Viridiplantae; Streptophyta; Magnoliopsida; Santalales; Ximeniaceae. The record is from RefSeq and is a predicted model, not a curated record. Gene Ontology annotation, biological process: post-transcriptional regulation of gene expression. Gene Ontology annotation, cellular component: cytoplasm. The transcript is spliced from 10 exons. Gene Ontology annotation, molecular function: mRNA binding. The coding region runs from base 474 to 3665 and encodes 1063 amino acids.